GGCCGGGCAGGGAGAGGAGGUGGGACGAGGCGGGGCGUUGCGGCCGCCGUGCCAGGGUGACCGGUUUCGCUGUAUUCGAGGUGGCGGGGCGGGCGGAAAGAGCAGGGAGGAGGCCGUGGUGCAGGAUGGCGGCAACAACCUACGAGCGGCUGAAGCUGCAUAUCACACCUGAAAAAUUUUAUGUGGAAGCUUGUGAUGAUGGAACAGAUGAUGUACUUAUCAUCGACCGUGUGUCCACAGAAGUUACACUCUCAGUCAAGAAAGAUAUUCCUCCUUCAGCUGUCACAAGACCAAUAUUUGGUAUACUGGGCACAAUUCAUCUGGUGGCAGGUAAUUAUCUAAUUGUCAUUACCAAAAAGAAAAAAAUAGGUGAAUUUUUCAAUCAUGUAAUCUGGAAAGCAAUAGAUUUUGAUGUCCUUUCUUAUAAGAAGACAAUGUUGCACUUAACUGAUAUUCAGUUACAAGAUAACAAAACUUUCCUAGCAAUGAUAAACCAUGUCUUGAGUGUGGAUGGAUUUUAUUUUUCAACGACAUAUGAUUUGACCCAUACUUUGCAGCGGCUGUCUAACACUAGUCCAGAAUUCCAGGAAAUGAGUCUCUUGGAAAGGGCAGACCAGCGGUUUGUAUGGAAUGGUCAUCUUCUAAGAGAACUUUCUGCUCAGCCAGAGGUCCAUCGGUUUGCUCUUCCGGUAUUAUAUGGCUUUAUUACUAUGCACUCAUGUUCUAUUAAUGGAAAAUACUUUGAUUGGAUUCUCAUCUCGAGGAGGAGUUGUUUCAGAGCUGGUGUCCGCUAUUAUGUAAGAGGAAUUGAUUCUGAAGGCCAUGCAGCUAACUUUGUAGAAACAGAACAAAUUGUGCACUACAAUGGGAGCAGAGCUUCAUUUGUACAGACUCGAGGAUCAAUACCACUUUACUGGUCUCAAAGACCAAAUCUCAAGUACAAACCACUGCCACUGAUCAACAAAGUAGCAAAUCAUAUGGAUGGUUUCCAAAGGCAUUUUGAUUCACAAAUAAUUAUUUAUGGAAAACAAGUCAUAAUCAAUCUGGUUAAUCAGAAGGGCUCAGAGAAGCCACUUGAACAGGCGUUUGCAACAAUGGUGUCUUCCUUGGCAAAUGGAAUGAUCAGAUAUAUUGCCUUUGACUUCCAUAAGGAAUGUAAAAAUAUGAGAUGGGAUCGACUAAGUAUUUUAUUGGAUCAAGUAGCAGAAAUGCAAGAUGAAUUAAGUUAUUUUCUAGUGGACUCUGACGGCAAGGUGGUGACUAACCAGGAAGGCGUGUUCCGCAGCAAUUGCAUGGAUUGUCUGGACAGAACUAAUGUGAUCCAGAGUCUGUUAGCUCGUCGUUCGCUUCAGGCCCAGCUUCAGAGACUAGGAGUUUUGCAUGUGGGACAAAAGCUUGAAGAACAAGAUGAAUUUGAGAAGAUUUACAAAAACGCCUGGGCUGACAAUGCAAAUGCUUGUGCCAAACAGUAUGCGGGAACUGGUGCCUUGAAGACUGACUUUACCAGAACUGGGAAGAGAACUCAGUUGGGACUUAUAAUGGAUGGCUGGAACUCACUGAUACGGUAUUACAAGAACAACUUUUCUGAUGGAUUUAGACAAGAUUCCAUAGACUUAUUUCUUGGGAACUAUUCAGUGGAUGAAUUAGAAUCUCAUAGUCCUUUAAGUGUUCCAAGGGAUUUGAAAUUCCUGGCUUUGCCUAUUAUCAUGGUUGUCGCCUUUUCCAUGUGCAUUAUCUGUUUGCUUAUGGCUGGUGACACCUGGACAGAAACACUGGCAUAUGUGCUCUUCUGGGGAGUUGCAAGCAUUGGAACAUUUUUUAUUAUUCUUUACAAUGGCAAAGAUUUUGUUGAUGCUCCCAGAUUGGUCCAGAAAGAAAAGAUAGACUGAAUUUGUGUCUGUGGAAAGCGGCUUGGCUUGGAAGAUUCCAUUAUGCAGAACUGGAGUCUUUACUGACCCGCUUUCCACGUCAGCCCAAGGUCUUUUUAAAUCCUUUAUCCAAAAGCACAUCUUGCGCUUUGUGUGGGGGUGAUGACUUAGAAUUGAUCUGAUGUUACUGCCUUGAUGAUCUCUUUACUAUUGGGAUGGUUAUCAUUUGAAGCUAUUCUAUAAUUAAAAUGUAACCUCAAUUCAGCUCACGGAAUGGAAGGAAUCUAUUCAUUGUCAGUUUAAUCAGCUGUUGCAGAAUAAGUAAUAUAUUUUAAAAAAAUCUAGCUUCUUUCCUUAUUUAAAACAGUGAAAUUAUUUUUCUAGCUCAGUUUAUUGUCACUGUAGAAGCAGUUUCUGUUAGCAAGCAUAGUUUUCCAUACAUCUUUGGACUUUUCUUUAGUUUAAUAAUAAGCUAAGUCUACUCUGUUUAUAAAAUGUCUUUUACAUACAUCAAGUAGUUGGACGAAAUAGUCUGUGACUACAUGGUAGGAAAGAGGAGACCAGGGUCUGGUGUUCCUUUGGAGCUUCAGUUGGGCUGCCUUAUGAGUUCAGUCAGCUUGAGCUGUGCAGUUUAAGUGUGAUGAAAAAGGUUCAGGUGUAUUUUAUCUUUUUUAAAAGGUGUAAAUGAAAUCAAAGAAUGUGAAGUCUCUCUCUUAUGCUAGAGGUCCAAAGCCUCCUCUGUUUUCAGGAUUGCCCCAGUGUGGAAAAUGCCCUUGGUUGGUCAGCUCCUUCAUUCUGGACCUUUUGGUUUCUUGGGGGUCUUUCAUGGAGACAUGCAGGCCUCUGAGCAGGUCUUGUGCUGAAUCCGAUGUUGCACUUGGAGGCAGCAGCUGCUUUUCCACGCACGGUAGUGUCGAUGCUUUUCCCUAUUUAAGGGUUUUUGUUAGCUGUCAGUAAGUCUAAAAUUUAGUGCUUCCAGGUAGUUACAGCUCUCCAAAUCAAGGACCAACUUAAACUUUAAUUUAUGUGAAGAAAUAAAUCUGAAAAAAUACACUCUAGAAGCUGUGCAUAGUUCUAAUUAUAAGUCAGACUGUAUAUUCAAAUUGUAAUUAUGAGGUUUAAAAAUUAGAAAAGUAUGUAAGGAAGUAUAAUUGCCACUAUUUUAAAAUAGUUCAAUUAAAUACUGCUACAAUAUUUGUGUUGUGCUUGAAAAUAUGUACAGUUUUUUCAAUGGUAAUACCUUUUCCUGUCCUUAAAUAUCUCUAAAGAGCGCCUUGAUUUUAACAUUACCUUUUUUCCAACAUUAUCUUUUAUAAACAUUAAUAAGAGUUGUUGCUUUUAGAAACUUUAAAGGAAAUAAUAGCUGGAAAACCCUCUGUAGCUUAAAGUCAGUCAUUAAAACUCACAAUAGGGUAAGUAAUUAGAACUACCUACUCUUAACUUGUAAAUAAGCAUAAUUCGUUCCAAAGAGGAAAUAUCGAAACUUAGUUCAUGUCUACUGUAAUGUAUUACUCAGAUGCUACUGGGCAUUUCACAUUAAGAACUUAUUUCAGCGACCACAACAAAGACCAAAUCUGAACUGCUGAUGUGGCUGUUUUGCAGUGAAUGGGCUAAUGUUGGUGUGUUAGAUCUUAAGGUAUCAAUAUUUCAGAACCCUGCAAUGAUUAUAUUUCUAAAUUCAUGUACUGUCCAUCCGUAAGUGAAAAUAAAAUGUCAUACUCUUUUCUAACUAAUGUUGGUGUCAUUCCUAUACCUUGUUUUACAAAGGGAUGUUCUUUUUUAUAAAAAACAUGCAAAGCAAUGUGUGGUCAUUAUAGAAGAAUUAGACAAUGUAAGUAAGCAAGAAAAUGAGUAGCUUCUGAAAUUCUACUUUCCAAUUAUGGCCACUUUAAAAAUUGUGUUUAUCCUUAUAAUUAUUUUUCAGUUACAGGUAUUCCAGGGGAAUAUUUAGUAUAUUGUUCAUUAAAAGAUGUCCCCUGUAUUCCCACCUCCAAAUUGUAAUUUCUUUUUCAAAAUGAUAGAGGCUCUCAACCAAGAAGUGGGACAAUAUGCUUAUUAGAAAACGUCCUCUCAGGCCACAGGAAGAUGUCAGGGAGCCCGAGGGAAAUGCUGAUGUAGACACCUCGGUGCCUAGGAGACCCUUGCACGUGUGUGUGUGAUGUGUGAAGGGUGUUUUGGGGGGAAGUGGCUUAAACAAGCAUUUGGGGGUUUUUCCUCCUGCUUGCCUAUGAGUCCUGAUGUUAGAAGUUUUCCUACUACAGAUAAAUUACAGUUAAGUCUUUAAAAUAUUAUGUUCUUUGGCACGUGGACCUCUCCACCUUGGCAGCUUGGUUCACCAAAGCCAGCAAGAUGGAAGUCACAGUCUUUUUUAACCUAAUCUCAGAAGUGUCAUCCCAUCACUUGUGCCAUAUUCUAUGCAUUAGAAACAAGCCACUAGAUCAGCUCACUCGGGGAGGGGAUUACACAGGGCAUGAAUACCGGGAGGUGGGGCUCUCUGGAAGUCUGUUCCCAUAGCCUGUAAGGAGAGAAAAAUCCAAAGUUAUGAUUCAGAGCUGGUGCUGGAGGGAAUCGGGUGUUUCCUGUGCUGUGCCUUUGAGGUCUUUUGCCUGUUUCUGUUAGAUUGCUUGUCCUUAAAGAUUUCUGAAAUUCUUUAUAUAUUCUGGAGAGUAAUUCUUUGUUGCUUAUAUGUACUACAUAUAUCUUCUUCUAGUUUGUGGCUUGUCUUUUCAUUUUCUUGUGGUUACUUUUGGUGAAAGAAGUGUAUAAUUUCAAUGGUGUUGAAUUUACCAGAAAUUUCCUACCAUCCCUUGUGCUUGGGUAAGACAACAUUGCUCAACCCCAAGGGACUUCUUUUCACAUAAUUUUGCUUUUUCACGUCAGGUCUUUUCUCCAUUCUAUAAAGUAAGGAAAUGGUCUGUGUCAAUCCAGGUAGAUCAGAUUAUGCUGCGGUAACAAAUGAUCCCCAAAUCUCAGUGGCUUUAAAAAAAUGAAGACUUAUUUCUCACUCAUUCUGUGUAUCCUUGAAGGGUCUGCUGCAGCUCUGCCACAUGACAUCUGCAUCCUGGGACCCAGAGUGAUGGAACAGCUUCACACAGGAACAUUACCAGUUAUCCUGGCAGAAAGAAAAGGGAGAAGUUUCUGCUUGAAGGUCAAGGUGACAAUCUCUUCUGUUCACAUUUCAUUGGUCAAAGCAAGUCGCAUGGCCAUACUUGAAGUGAUGGAGGGAGGAGAGUGUAGCCCCUGGGGAGGGACUGUGUGCUGGCAUCCGACACAGGCUCCAGUUUUCUUUUCCCACUGGGUUAACGGGAAGAGUCAGCAGAGAGCCUUCCCGACUCCCUCCGUCCUGCUGUGCGGUGCUGCCACCGUCACACAUCAGGCUCCCCUCCACUUGCGGGGUUUCGGCUUUCUGUUCUGUCCCGUUGGCCUGGGUGUUUUCACUGCUGAGAACUCUUCCUCACGCAGCCGUGUCUUGCAGGAUGGCCUGGCUCUUCCCUGAGCUCUGGGCCCCCAGCUUCUCAGUCUGUUCGGCAAAGCAUUGUCUUGAGUGUUUGGAAUAACACGAGUCCUGUGUGCUCAGAGCUGUUUUUUGACAGUAGGGAUCUGUGGUGAGAACCAUUUGGAAACAUUGGGUUAAACAUAGUCAAAGACUUGUCUCAAUUCUCAGACUUGUCAGAGGUUUGACUCCCCUAGAGGGUGUGUGCAACGCAGCAGCACCCAGACUUUUUGGUCUGUGGAAUUUUUUAUUUACAGAGCAUCUCAAUAGGACGAUUCUGUGAAACUGAUUUUGAAUAAGGCUCGCAUGAGGGCGAGCACUCUGGCCGUGGAGUUAAAGAAAACAUGGGCUCUAAUUUAUAUUUGGGCCUCACUUGUGUGUUGAACUUGGUCUCUUAACUAUAAAUUCUUGGAUUCUCAUCCAUAUGGCAGUUCCCUAGGAUAACACAUGCACACGGACACACCCCUGCUGAGAAACCCAGGUAAAUCUACAGGCGGGAGCUCUUCCUUGAUGUCCAGCUCUCAUCCUCUGUGUUGGACAUCACGCAGAGGCUCCAUAAAUGGGAUUUCACUGCGGGGGUGGAGGGGGAGAGACAAUUAAAAGGAGUUGUGACAUGUUUAAUUAUUACCACGAAUGCCCUGGUCCUGCGUGAACUGGUCAGAUGGCCUGUUUGUUCUUAGCACUUCCCUUUACAGAUUAUUCUGAGCAUAACUUUGUCUUUGCUUUUUGUUUGUUUUAGCCAAAGGCCCAGAUAUUCGUCUUUCUUCACCAUUUUCAGUGAUGCGUGCCUGUUGCCUGUUUAUUUUUCUAGCUGUAGGAAGCUAAAGUUUCAUCUAUUAAAAUACCAUGUUACAUUUUAUGUCCUAAAUUGAGCUCCUAUUAGAUUUCGGUUUAGACAUAGACUCUGAGGUUAGGAGAAGUAGAAAGUACAGGUUGUAAGUCAUGUUUGGAGAAUUUAAGAUGUCCUUCUCCUGAUGUUUUGGGAGCACACAUUCUCCUGGGUUCUGUCCAGCUUUACUCACAACUCCAUUGCCUACUGAUGUCUCCUCUCUGCUUUAUCCCUGUUCUAGUUAUCUAUUUCUGGAAAGUAAUCUCACAGUGUUGCGAGUUAGGAAUGGAGCCUGGCACAGCUGGGUGAUCUCUUCUGUUCCAGAUGGCACUGACAGAGGUCACUCAGUGAUACUCAGCUGACAGAGGGGCUGGUCUCUGGUCUGCGCUGGUUUGGUGCUGCACAAGGGUGGGUGGAAGGUGGACCAGCUGGUCCUGUGAGCUGGAGCACCUCCAUGUGGCUUUGCAGCAUGGCAGCCUCAAGGUCGUAGGACUUCAUACCUGGUUGGUUCACGGCGGCCGGAGUGAAAACCAGGUGGAAGCUUGCAUGGUAUGAUCUAGCCUCUAAUGUCCAAUGGUGUCCCUUCCGCCAUAGUCUAUUGGUUGGAGCACUCACAAACCCACUCAGAUUCAGGGGGAGGGACACAGACCCCCUCUCUCAAUGAGAAAGAUGGAAAAGAACCUGUGGCCCUGUCUGGACACAUGUUGGAUUUUUUUGUAGGCUUUGGUCCUAAGCCCUCCUCUCCAUGUACCCACUUACCCCAGGUGAUGUCAUUUAGACCCAUGGUUUUAAAAUAGCAUCUUGAUGCUGUGACUCCCAAAUAUAUAUACAUCUAGAUCGGACCUUUCCAAAAGGUUCAGAUUCUAAUGUUCUGCUGCCUACCUGAUAUUCCCACCUGAUUCACAGGCAUCUCAAACUCAGUAUGGUCAAGCAGAGCUCUUUUUUUUCCCCCCAGAGCUCUUGAUUUAUACUCUGCAGACUGGUUCCAUGCCGAGUUUUCUCCAUCUCAGGAAAUGCCACCAGCAUCCACCCAGUAAGUCAAACAUUUCAUCCCUCUCCUCUCAACUAUGCAUCCAGUCCAUAAGCAAGUCUUGGCAACUCUCCCCUGCCAAAAUAUAACUCAGACCCACCUAUUCCUCUCCAUAUUCAUUUCCAAGUCUCUGCCACCAUCAUCUUUCCCAUGGACUUCCUAAAGUAGCUCCUGGAAUAAUUUUCCAAGGUCCCCAUCUACAACCCUCUCCAGUCUGUUCUCCACAGCUACAAGUGAUCUUUCAAGUGUAAACUAGAUGACGCAGGGCCCCACGUUAAACCCUCAGGUGAGAUUCUUGCUCUUUGAAGGAAACCGGAGCUCUGUUGUGGCCUAUAAGGCCUUAUAUGACCUGGUUUCUGCCCACUGCUCCAAGCUCAUCUCCCAUCGCUCCCGUCCCCAGUCCAACCACAGGCCUCCUUUCUGCUCUUUCUCUCCUGAGGGCCUUUGCACUGUCAUUGCCUCUGCCUGGACAGACCUUCCAGCAAUUCCAAUAACUAGUUCAUUCUUCUUCAAAAUUCAGUCCACGUAUCUCCUCCUCGACCACCUGAUUGAAGCACUGUCCCUCUCACACCAUCACUUGGCCCAUUUAUUUCCUUCUUAGAAAAGAUCACAGUCUGUAAUUAGUAUCAUUUGUUAUCUAUCAUUGUCUUUUUCCCUUCCAGCAUCUAAAAGCCAUGAAGUCCAGGGACCAGAACUUUCCCCAGAGCCUACACAGACACUGGAUUGUAAUAUACUCCAUAAAGGCUGAUCCUAUGCAGGGCCCUGGUUCUCAGAUUUGGCAGGUUCCAGGGCGUGGCCUGGACACCAGGAGUUUUAAAUGCUCCCGGGUGGUUUGAAUGGACACUGAGGUGGAGGACCACUGAAGUACAGCAACUGUGAAUGAAGACCUGCUCUAGAACAACAUUUGUGUCUACACUCCUGAGGAUACCUAGCAUUCAGGGCUGAAAUACCCAGGUGAUAACCAACCCCCGAGGGGCGGCCCCUGUUGUAAGACAGUGACCUGGGCUGGGGGCUCGGAGACUGUGACCCGUAAGGAUUCAGGAACAGACUCUGUGCUGUGUAUUUGUUGUUGAGUGUGCUCACUCUCCAAGCCUUGAUAGCCGAGGUUUUGUGACACCGAAGAACCCUCUGAUGAGAAAUCAGAGGACUGACUAGUUGUGGUAAGUAAAUGCUGGUUCAUGCAUUUUAAAGCCAAGUGAUUUUUUUUUCUUUUCCAUUAUGGUUUAUCACAGAAUACUGGAUAUAGUUCCCCGUGCUAGAGUAGGACCUUGUUGUUUACCCAUUCUAUAUAUAAUAGUUGGCAUCUGCCAAUCCCAGCCUCCCAAUCCAUCCUUCCCCCACGCUCCCUCCUCCUUGGCAAACCACACGUCUGUUCUGUGUGAGUCUGUUUCAUAGAUAAGUUCAUUUGUAUCAUAUUUUAGAUUCCACAUAUAAGUGAUAUCAUAUGGUAUUUGUCUUUCUCUUUCUGACGUACUUAGUAUGAUCAUCUCUAGGUCCAUCCAUGUUGCCGCAAAUGGCAUGAUUUCGUUCUUUUUUAUGGCUCAGUAAUAUUCCAUUGUAUAUAUGUACCACAUCUUUAUCCAUUCAUCUGUUGAUGGACAUUUAGGUUGCUUCCAUGUCUUGGCUAUUGUAAAUAGUGCUGCUGUAAACACAGGGGUGCCUGUAUCUUUCUGAAUUAUAGUUUUGUCUGGAUAUAUGCCAAGGAUUGGGAUUGCUGGAUCAUAUGGCAACUCUAUUUUUAGUUUUUUGAGGAACCUCCAUACUGUUUUCCAUAGUAGCUGCACCAGUUUACAUUCCCACCAACAGUGUAGGAUGGUUCUGCUUUCUCCACACCUUCUCCAGCAUUUGUUAUUUGUAGACUUAUUUUUUUUUAAUUUUUAUUUGUUUAUUUGGCAGGGGCUACUCUUUGUUGCGGUGUGCGGACUUCUCAUUGCAGUGGCUUCUCUCGUUGCGGAGCACAGGCUCUAGGCACGCGGGCUUCAGUAGUUGUGGCUCACGGGCUCUAGAGCGCAGGCUCAGUAGUUGUGACACACAGGCUUAGUUGCUCCGCAGCAUGUGGGAUCUUCCCGGACCAGGGCUCGAACCCAUGUCCCCUGCAUUGGCAGGUGGAUUCUUAACCACUGCGCCACCGGGGAAGCCCUAUUUGUAGACUUUUUAAUGAUGGUCAUUCUGACUGGUGUGUGACAUUUUGAUUUGUAGUUUUGAUUUGCAUUUCUCUAUUAGUGAUGUUGAGCAUCUUUUCAUGUGCAUGUUGGCCAUCUGUAUGUUGUCUUUGCAGAAAUGUCUAUUUAGGCCUUCUGCCCAUUUUUGGAUUGGGUUAUUUUUUGUUGUUGACCUGUUUGUAUAUUUUGGAAAUUAAGCCCUUGUUGGUAACAUCAUUUGCAAGUAUUUUCUUCCAGUCCAUAGGUUGUCUUUUUGUUGUGUUUAUGGGUUUUUUUUGCUGUGUAACAGCUUAAGUUUGUUUAGGUCCCAUUUGUUUGUUUUUAUCUCUGUUCUCUCGGGAGAGUGAGCUAAGAAAACAUUGGCACGAUUUAUGUAUGUCAGAGAAUGCUUUACCUAUGUUCUCUUCUAGGAGUCUUACGGUGUCUUGUCUUAUAUUUAAGUCUUUAAGCCAUUUUGAGUUUAUUUUUGUAUAUGGGGUGGGGGUGUGUUCUAACUUCAUUGACUUACAUGCGGCUCUCCAGCUUGCCUAACACCACCAAGUGGUCUUUUUAUGGGCAUCAGGUGAAGCUGGAGGUUCAAGACUGCCUAAGACCUUUCUAAUGCCUAUUUCUUGUUAUAGGGAAGUUUAUGGCAUGAAAAAGAAAAGCCAUCUCUAGAACAUCUGAUGUUCCAGGUGAAUGUACUCGAGAAGACGAUGGGCUGAGUGCUUCCGGAGUCAAUAUUUCCAAAAGCAGCCGAGGCGGCUCCAUCUGUACGUAAGUGGCUGUAAGAUAGCGGCUGACGGCAGUCUCGGGGAAGCCCAGCUCUCAGGCCACGGAGGCUGUGUCUCUCCGCUUGAGGUGGCGCACGAUGAAAGUCCCCAGGGCCCCCAGGGGGAUGCACAUGGUAGAGGAGGCCACGAGCAGCCCAAUGAUGGCCAGUGCAUACGAGGGGUAGUCCUUCGUCACAAGCUGGCCCUGAAGAAGGAACCUGAGUGUCAGAAGAAAGAACCUCCCAUGCGGAGCCUUCCGAGGGCACCACCCCUCCGGGCCUCAGGCCCUCCAGCGGGAGGAAGAGAGCAUCUGCGGCCGGGCAUCCUUACACCUGGGGCCGCCCCAGCUCUCCGUGCAGGUCACUAGUGGCUCUGCUGGGCAGACUAACUCCCCCUGUGCAUACUGUUUGGAGCUAUCUGGAAAGAGCAACCAUGAGAAUAAUCCAAGGCUUACGUUCAAGGCAGCAGCAGGGCACCUAAAUGUAGGGGCUACCUGUCCAGUACAGCAGCCACCAGGCAUAGGUGGCCAUUGAGCACUGGGAAUGUGGCCGGGGAUGCGCAAGAAGUGAAUUUUAAAUAUUGUUUAAAUUUCAGUAGCCACAUGUGGUUAUUAGCUUCUGUGCCCAGCAGCACAGCUCUCAUCUCAGGAGAAGUGUUGAUGGACCUCAGGACUUACUUGGAAGAAUGAUGGAUGGUUCCGUAAAUGCAAAACUGAUGAGAAACCAGUUGAGGCCCCAAAGCCACUAAAUGCUACACUACCUUUCCACAAAGGAACCAGAGGACGGCUAAAUCCAGGGAGCAGGUACUUGCUGUCAACCAAAGCACGUAUGGUUUGUAAACCAAAAUGCCAGCCGGAGUGUGGCCGCGGGAACCAGCCCACAGACUUCUGUUGCUCGUCUGUUACUCAUUGUGUUCUGUGUGACGAGUACAGGAAUUGGGAGGAAACAUAAAUGAUUUUAGCAGUUUGACAGCCUAUAAUCCUGUGUCUGCUGAAUCUGAUACAUAUUUGGUGCUUGUAUUUGCUCUACCUUUUUUUUUAAGGAAUUCACUGUUAAUUGCAUUUUCCAAAAGUAUCAGGCUGCAGGGACUGGAGGAAACACCCUGCUCCUCCACUGCGGGGUGGGAAGCCCUGCUCGGCACCACUGCCAGAACCAGACGCGGUGGCGCCUUCCCAGCCAUGGUGCAGCAUGGAGUGUGUGGACUGGAGCACGGGGUGCACACUGCACACACACCAUAUGCUAAGGGGCAGCAUCUUCUACCCACAGGGAAAGAAAUCCAAAUUGGUCAGUUGUAUUACUUUCCUUAAAAAGUAAAUCUUUUUUAUGAGAGUGUGUCUGUGCAAGGACAGCCAAGGCUGGCCCUCAGGCCCGGUGCCGUGAUACGGCUGUCCAGGUUGUUAAAACACUGAUGUGCUGCCCUCUGCUGGGUGAGCAGAUGCAGCCCAGCCUCCUGAGUGCCCCUCUCAGUCCCCGGUUCUGUCCUAGCAACUCCAGUGUAAACGCCAGUCCCUGCCCCACCCAGCUCCUCAGGGGCCAUGCCCUCCAGCCUUGCUUGGCCUUGCCUGAGUGGCCUCAGUGGACAGAGGCCACCAGGAAGUUCUGGACGGAAUCUCACUCUCUUCACUGCAGCCCAUGUUGAAAAACUCAGCCCAGCUGCUGGGCUGAGUAUUUUUACAUACCUGGGUGAUGUUUUUACAUACCUGGGAGGCGUCCCAGGCUUGGUACUGCAGGGUCCCUGUGAUGAUGUAGUCACUCAGGUAGAAGACAAAGAGGCUGAUGAUGAGCAGCGGGCUCACACCGCCCCACAUGGCCUUCCAGUACCAGUUCAGAGCGUGUCCAGUCAUAGCCUUAAGGUCGCUUUCGAAUCUGUUUGGAGGUGGGGAGAGAAAGCUUGGAUUAUCCAUGCUGUUGGCGCCAGGCAGUCCAGGCCACACCUCCUCGUCUGCUCAGGAAGAUUCUGUGCUGGGCACCACUGAUGUCUGAACACGACCACUGGGUGGUCUCUGAUUCCUUGUGGGGGUCUUGGGGGCAGGGAGGGAAGAAGGGCUGAGGCCGCCACAGAGGGGGCAAAGCAACCACCCAUAGGCGAGUGGACAUCAGAGGCCAUCCUCCUGGUGCCGGCCUUCAGCUGGAGGCUGCUGCUGUACACCAGAGGGCCUGGCGGGAUGCCUGUGAAGCCAGUCCUCAACACCAGGGGACCGCGAGGGCAGCCCUGCUCCACCCCUCCCACCCUGCUGUCUGUCAGCAACUCUCCUUCCCCCUAGAAACGCCCCCACAGGGGAAUCGCUUUUGUCCCCUGAAACCAGAGCAGGUUUUCUGGGGCAGAGGGAAAACCUGAACGAAGCAGAAGCACCUUGGCCCUGACCCGUUGGAGCUGGCAUGGAGUGGUGCUUCCCAAGUGUAGCUGCCUGCAGCCCACCAUUGUGAUUCCCAUCGUCUGUGGGCUUUUUAUAAUUGACUCAUUUACCUGAAUUUAGCAAUAGCAUGACAAUAUAUCCGUUUUACCAUGGAUUGGAUAGGCUAAUCAUAUUUUUCUGCCCCCCCCCCACACAAAUGAGGAUGGAAAGUAUCUCAGCACUUUGAGAAAUGCUGACCCAGCCACCUCCCCGUUUCCCAGGGGAGGGGACCGAGGUCCAGGGCUGUGAUGUGACUUGCCUGAGGGCACCCAGGUAGUGGCCGACCCAGGCCCAGCAUCCGGAUUGGUGUCUUACCUCCAGUCCAGGGCCUUUGAAACUGCUCCCCACGGCAGAAAAGGCAGCCAUGGGGGAUGGGAGGGGGCCGGGUGAGACUGUCACAGGGGGAACCACAGCCCCUGCCUCUCCUGGACCCUGCAGCAUGUCCAUCACCACCUGCCCGCCCCGCCCCCGCUGCAGACCACAAAGACCCACGUGCAUAAUGUGAACACUUGGGACUCUCGAAACUACAUGUGGCAGAAAGUGUUGUGAGGCAUGGCCUUCACGGGUGGGUUUCCUGGGCGGCUGGCGGGGCAGGCCUCCUACCUCCUCAGUCCGUACAGGUAGCACACGGCGGCCACCUCCACCAGGACAAUGAGCAGCAGGGGCAGCGUGGCGGCGUAGUCAUUGAAGAUGUCGAACCAGUAGUUGCCGGCCUCCAUGGUGAACACCAAGCCGAUGGCACAGCUGACGAGGCACACCAGACCUAGGAGCACAAGACCGCCUGCUCACCCGCCUGAGACCCUGGCCUGCGCACCCAGCUUUCUAUGGGGCCCAAGAGCCAUGGACCCUGAGGAGGCGCUGGCCGUUCAGUUCAUCCUCAUGGGCUGGGGGAGCUGUCGUGGACUGGCCUCUCUGCACGUGUGUGCCACGUGUGUGUGUUGGGCAGCGUGGGGCAAAGGUGUUGCAAGGAGUGUCAGCAGGACUUCCUGCUGUUAAUUCAUGGGGCCGUCCAGUAGUGGGGAAUCAAACUUGGUGGAAAAGAGAAACUUGUAGGCGUUGCUGUCUAGGGGAAUCUCACCCAAUCUAUGGGUCUGGUGACUCUGUUUAUCCCAGCAACUCAGCCACUAAGCUCAUGGGAAGUGAAUCAGGGGAGGAGAUUUGAGCUGCAGGGCACCAGAAGAGAGGAGUAGGGAGGGGAGGAGAAGAAACAAAUGCUUACCCAGCUGCUACUGCGCCCCAGGCACUUGCCAUGCAGUGGAGGCUUUAGCUUCUGGGGCAGGUUAUCAGGAGCCCCCUUCUACAGAGGGGGAAGCCAAGGCUCAGAGAGGUCGGGUAACUUUCCCAACAUUCCACAGCACAGAAAGAAAGUUGGAAUUCAGACACAGGCCCUUCUGUCUCCAGAACCGAAGCUCUGGCUCCAGUCUCUGCUGCCUCCCUUGGGCACCCCACAAAGUAUUAGACUCUAAAGCUCCCACCUGCCCUUUCCAUGGCCACAGCCUACACCACCAGCCAGUGAGCACCACUGCUGUCCUGAGGCGGACACAAGAACAGGCUCUGUGCGGGAGGGGAGGCUCACAUAAUGCUGGCUCCUGAGGGCAGGGAGGCUAAGCGCUAGAGGGCUCUGGUGGGAGCUGGGUUUGAUGUGGGCUGGGACGAGGGGUUCUGGAUGUGGGGGUGAGGAGUCACGGUUCUCUGGACACUGCCAGGUUGCACUGGAGCAGAUGGGUGGUGGAGUGAAGUGGAGAGGCAGGCCUGGAUAAACAGGCUCUUGCCCUCACAAGGCAAAGGUCUGCCAGCUGCAGAAUGGGUAGAUGAAUUGUGGUGUAUGGUCUUAGGCUGGAUUAUUACACGGACGGGAAAGAGGACGGGGAUGGGGGCGUACUGAUGGGGCAGGAGCAGGGAGGGGCUCUCCAGUGUGAGAAAUGUACGUGUUGUUGUUAUGCUUCAGUCAACACAAAGACAAAAGCAGGUUCUCUGCUGGCCUGGAGAGCUUUGAGGGCCGUGCUGGGGGGUUUGGCCUUUGCGAAGGUUGGGGUGACCACUUCACUCCCCUGUGAUGUGGAGAACCAGAUGCAUGGGGUGAAUCAUGUGUACCAGGUCCCAGAUUGCCCGAGAGGAGAGAGCCAUGGCAGGACCCCAGUGAGGCUGCUGCGGCCUCUCGCUGAGCCCGCGGCCCCUGAGGAGACUCCUCCCUCUGCUCACCUCCCCGAGCCCCGCCGCCUUCGCUGGCCCACUCACCUGAGAUUGCCUCCUUGGGCAGGUAGCUGGAGAUGACCUUGCUGUCGGUCAGAGGGGUGAGGAUGGCGGCCGUGUUCCCCAGCAUGCUUCCAAUGCCCAGCAUCAGCAGCAUGAAGAAGUAGAGCACCGACCACAGCUGGGACACCUCCAUGUUUUUAAUGGCCUCUGUGUAGACGAUGAAGGCCAGGCCGGUGCCCUGGACGGCCUGCCCACAGGAUGAAGACACCAGUUACACACCCGGGCGACUUAGGACUUCUUCCCCAGGUGCUAAGCUACUUGGGGAACCUGAGAAUCAGCCACGAGAAGCCACAUUCUGAGGUUGGAUCUUCCACCUGCACACCAGCCCACUGAGGGUAAGCUGGGCUGGACAGAAAUGCGAGCUGUCAGGAGCCCUUAUUUGCAAAGUGUGAGGAGACACCUCAGUCAACUUGGAACACUAGUUCCUCUCUCCUGCCCCAACUCACAUCGUUAUGGAUAAAAUAUAGUAAAAUAAUGGUUGCAUAAUUUCUGCUUCCUGUAUCAUGACUGACUGGGUGUUCCGGGAGCUGAGAUGGUGGAGCCACAGCUACAGGAGCCAGAAUGGUGGGGAGCUGGCCUGGCCGGCAGGCAACCAAGUGGGCAGGCUGCUCAGAGGCCAGAUGCCUGCGGCGGUAACGCUGCUGUAGGGAUACUGAACUGUGGAAAUAGAGCCUCAGCUCCUGGUUGAAAGGGCUUAUGGGUGGGGGUGGGGAAGCACCCCCUCGCUGCCAGCAGCAGAAGCAGCAGAAGCAAACACUGGGGAAGGCUUCCAUUGCAGGUCUGAAUUGGGUUACCUGUAAGACCACCAGAGAUGAUCAAGCGGUGAGCUUGCAACCCGAGAUUUAUAAACUGACCAGAAAACAUGCCACUGUGAGUGAAGAGUCAGCAGGAAUAAGAACUAAGAUUUCAGCACCCUUCCCCUGGAAUGGCAGAUGUUGGAUUGUCAGAUUCAAAAUACAGGACAGCUCAACAGCAUACCAAUGGGGACAAUGGUAUUCAUCCGCCCUGGGUGCAGACCAUAAGGGAGUGAUCACUUGCAGAGAAUUUAAAAACAACAGAACCUACUAAAGGUGGCCUGCUUUUUAUUACCAUGAGCCGACAGUGCUAAGCAGUGUCACUGAUAAUACAUGCCCCCAGAAGACAGCUGGGAUGCAAUAAAGGUGAACAAAUAAACUAGCAAGCAUGCCGGUCAAUACAGACACUGUUGUAUAAAAUAACAAUAGCAUCCAAUUUAUCAGUUUAAAAAGAAUUGGGAACUUCCCUGGUGGCUCAGUGGUUAAGAAUCCACCCGCCAAUUCAGGGGACACGGGUUCGAACCCUGGUCCGGGAAGAUUCCACAAGCCACAGAGCAACUAUGCCUGUGCGCCACAACUAUUGAGCCCACGCGCCUAGAGCCUGUGCUCUGCAACAAUAAAAGCCACCACAAUGAAAAGCCCGGCCCUCAUACCGCAGAGAAGAGUAGCCCCCCACUCACCACAACCCCACGUACAGCAUCAAAGACCCAAUGCAGCCAAAAAAAAAAAAAAAUCUGUUAACCUUUAAAAAAUAAAUAAGAAUUGGACAUAAAAGGUAUUUAAAACAAGAGGGGUGAGUGAAAGUGUCUGAAAGUCCUUGUACUGUUUGGGAAGGAACUCAAGGUAUAGUUUAACUUUAAACUUUGUUAAAGAUUCAUGGAAAAAUUCAAGUGGAAAAAAGUCUAAAUAAAUCAAUAACCACACAAUUCUUGGGCACUGAGCCAAACUCAAAAAGUAAGUGAGGAAAAUUCCCAGGUGCCAGAAACAAAAAGGAAAUUUGAACUGAGCAGGAACACAAGUAGGCCUCAGAAGUCAUCUGAACAGGAUCCAGGCCUUAAAGGCAGGGGCUGAGGUCUGGGGAUCUGCUGACACCCUGGUGGGGAGGGUCGUGCCACAGGUCAGUGUAAGCAGGGAGGAAGGAAUAACAAAGUGUUGCCUCAUCCACGAAAUGACCUGGAAUGGCUCCACCUAUGAAAUCAAAGGGCCAAAAAAACUCCAAGUUACCUUAUUGGCAAGCAGAGCUAUGGACCUUUACUGUUCCCUCUUCUUGAAAGGCAUUCUCUAGAGACACUUUCUAGAAGCAGUCUCUAGAAGUAUUUACAUUAAAUAUAAGAAUUAGACAAACAUGCCCACUCUCAUUUGCACUUCCACUGUGCUAGAAAAAAAUUCCUAGGAUCCGCAGGUGCCAUAAGAAUUACAUAGAAAAGUAAAGCAAAUAUAUAGACAAAUAUGAGAAUAAGAGAAUUCAUCAAGGUUGCUAGAUAAAGGACCAACACAAAAACUGUUAGCUUUUUUUUGCAACGAAAACCAGCAAUGGUAGAAAUUGGGAAAUGAACACUAUUUACAAUAGGAACAAAACAAUAAGGUUCAUAGACAUAAAGGUAAAUCAAAGAUCUGCCAGGAUUUUGUGGAGAAAAAUUAGUUGCAGAAUAUAAAAGAAGACUUCAGUGAAUGAUGAGAAAAAGCCUGCUCCUAAAUCAGAAGUCACAGUUGAAAAAAAUAUUGAUUGUUCCCAAAUUAUAUUACAGAGUCAGUGCAAUUCUAAUAAAAGUUAAAGGGAUUUCCCACCCCCCAGUGGAACUUGUCAAAUUGACCUGAAAAUUAAUGUGAAAAAAAAGGUCCCAGGGACUUCCCUGGUGGCAUAGUGGAUAAGACUCCACACUCCCAACGCACGGGGCCUGGGUUCUAUCCCUGGUCAGGGAACUAGAUCCCACAUGCAUGCCGCAACCAAGGAGCACGUGAGCCUUAACUAAGGAGCCCACGUGCCGCAACUAAGGAGCCUGCCUGCCUCAACUAAGAGCUGGCGCAACCAAUAUUAAAAAAAAAAAAAGUCCUAGAAUAAUGUUGCUAAAAUGGCCACACUACGCAAAGCAAUCUACAGAUUUAAUGAGAUCCUUAUCAAAUUAUACAUGGCAUUUUUCACAGACCAGAAUAAUCCUUUAUAUGGAACCAAAAAAAGACCCAGAAUUGCCAAAGCAAUCCUGAGGAAAAAGAACAAAGCAGGAGACACAACCCUCCCAGACUUCAGAAAAUACUACUAAGCUACAGUAAAGAAAACAGUGUCAUGGUCUGGUCACAAAAACAGACAUAUGGAUCAAUGGAACAGAAUACAGAGGCCCGAAAUAAACCUACACACCUACAGUCAAUUAAUCUUCAACAAAGAAAGCAAGAAUAUACAAUGGAGAAAAGACAGUCUUUUCAGCAAGUAGUGUUGGAAGCUGAACAGCCGCAAAUAAAGUUAGAACACACCCUCACACCAUACACAAAAAUAAGCUCAAAAGGGAUUAAAGUCUUAAAUACAAGAUAUGACACGAUAAAACCCCAGAAGAGAACAUAGGCAAAACAUUCUGUGACAUAAAUCAUACCAUUUUCUUAGGUCAGACUCAAGGCAACAGCAAUAAAAGCACACCUACCAAUGGACCCAAUCAAACAUAAAGCUUUUGCACAUCGAAGGAAACCAUGAACAAAAAGACAACUACAGACUAGGAGAAAAUAUUUCAAAAUGAUGCAACCUACAAGGGCUAAAUUUCAAAGAUAUACAAACAGCAUGUACGACUCAACAACAAGACAACCCAAUCAAAAAAAAAAAGGAAAAAAGACCUAAAACAACAUUUCUCCAGAAAAAAAAAUAUAUAUAUAUAUAUAUAUAUGGCCAAAAGGCACAAGGAAAGAGUUCAACAUAUAUAAUUAUGACACAAAUACAAAUCAAAACUACAAGUUAUCACCUCAGCAGUACGAAGGACAAUCAGCCUGGUCAAAAAACCCCAAAAAGUCUACAUACAAUAAAUAAGGGACAGUGUCUGGAGAACAAGGAACCCCUGGUUAGUGGGAAGGUAAAUUGGUAACAGCACAAUGGACAGCAGUAGGGAAAGUCCUUAAAUAAUGAAAAAUAGAGCUCCCAUAAGGUCCAGCAAUAACACUCCUGGGCAAAUAUCUGUAGAAAACCAUCCUUCAAAUACACACAUGGACCCCAACAGUCGUUGAGGUAAGAUUUACAAUAGCCGAGGCAUCGAAACUACUGAAAUGUCCAUCGAGUUGAAUGAACGGAUAAAGAAAACGCCAUACGUGUGCACAGUGGACUAUUAGCCAGAAAACAGAAAUCAUGCCAUUUGCAGCAACAUGGAUGGAUCAGGAGAUGAUCUAACUAAGUCCAGUAAGUCAGAGUAAGACAAAUAUAUGAUAUCACUUACAGGUGGAAUCUAAAAAAGGAUACAGAGGAACUAACUGACAAAACAAAAACAGACUCACAGCCUUAGAUAAGUAAUUUAGAGUUACCAAAGGGGGAAGUUGCAGAGGGGGGCGACAGAAAUUAGGAGGUUGGGAUUAAUACAUACACACUAAUAUGUAUGUAUAUAUAUAAUUAUAAAAUAGAUAAUCAAUGAGCACCUACUGGAGAGCACAGGGACUUCUACUCAACACUCAGUAAUAACCUAUGUGGGAAAAGAAUCCGAAAGAGAAUAGGUUCUUGUAUAUGUAUAACUGAAUCGAGCUGCUGUAAAACUCAAACACAGCAUUGUAAAUCAACCAUACUCUAAUAGAAAAUAAAAGAUAAAUUAUAAAAGAGGGAACAAAUGCAGACUAUAUUGCCCUGAGGCCUCAGUGGCCAGGACUGGUGUCACAUUCUUGGAGCCUGAGCAGGCUUGGGAUCCACGGCUGGGCUGUCACGGGGCUGAGGGAGCUGGGGAGGAUGUGCCGGCAAACGAGCCCCACCCUUGUAUCUGUGGUGCCUAGUCCCCUCUGCGUGGGACCACAGUCUCCGGAUCCACACGGGUCCUCCUACUGCUGAAGCAAGCCUAGUGCACCCAAAGGAUGGUGGACCUGCUGGGAGGAAAGAGCUGUGAAAAGACACCGGAUCUCCAUGGCUCCUGCUGGUGGGGUUCCCACCUCCAGCCUCCUUCCUUAGAGACGCCCCACCUACGAACCAUGGCACCAUCAGCAUAGCACUACUGUAGGGGUUGGGAAUCAGUCUGCACGGUGAGGGGGGUGGGAAGUAUCCAGCCACAGCCCCUUGGGGUUUUCUUCCGGCAUUUUCCAUGUAAUUUAGAACCCAGGAACACAGCUUUCUCUAAGCCUGUGGUUGCCCGAGUUACCAGAGUGGGGCAUGAAGAAGUGCUGCCGCCUUGUGGCCGCUUCUCAUAACAACAUCCUUAAAACACUGCUCAUGGUCACUUAAUAUUCACAAGGCCUGCGGGGCACUAAAUGAUCCCUGCUCUCAAGAAAUGUCCUGUUGUAGGUAACGGAAAAAGAACUCACAACAGGGCCGACUUUCAAAACAAUUUCAAGAGAUUAACUUUACUCACCCUGUUGUGUUUUUUUGUUUGUUUUAAAGCACGUGAAAAGAUGUUCAGCGUCGCCAACGAGUAGAAAAAUGGAAAUCAAAAUGACAACGAGUUAUCCCCUGGCACCAAUCAUCAAAAAUUCUCCAAAGAAUAAAUGCAGCAGAGGACGUGAAGAAAGGGGAACCCAACAAUGCUGUUGGGAGGAAGGUAAAUUGGUAAUAGCCACAAUGAAGAGCAGUAGGGAAGGUCCUUAAAAACUGAAAAAUAGAGCUCCCAUAAUCUCCAGCAAUCCCACUCCUGGGCAAAUAUCCGGAGAAAACCAUCUUUCAAAUACACACAUGCACCCCAAUGGUCAUUGCAGUAAGAUUUACGAUAGCCGAGGCAUCAAAACUACCGAAAAUCCACCGAGAUUAAUGAAUGGAUAAACAAGAUACACUACAUAUACACAGUGGACUAUUUCCCAGCCAGAAAACACAAUGAAAUCAUGCCAUGUGCACCAACAUGGAUGGAUCAGGAGAUGAUCUCACUAGGUCCAGUAACUCAGACACAGUAAGACAAAUAUGAUAUCACUUACACGUGGAAUCUAAAAACAGAUACAAAUGAAAUAACUGACAAAACAAAAACAGACUCACAGCCUUAGAAAAGAAAUUCAGAGUUGCCAAAGGGGGAAGUUGCAGAGGUGGGAGACAGAAAUUAGAAGGUUGGGAUUAACACAUACACACUAAUAUAUGUAUAUAUAUAUACACACACACAUACACACAUAUAUAUAUAUAUAUGUAUAAAAAUAGAUAACCAGUGAGGACCUACUAGAGAGCACAGGGACCUCUACUCAACACUCAGUAAUAACCUAUGUGGGAAUAGAAUCUGAAAGAGAACAGGUACAUGUAUAACUAAAUCAAGCUGCUGUAAAACUCAAACACAGCACUGUAAAUCAACCAUACUCCAACAGAAAGAAAGUAAAAAUUAAAUUUAACGAAAAAAGAGGGAAAAAACGCCUACUAUAUUGCCCUGAGGCCUCGGUGACCUGGGCUGGUGUCACAUCCCUGGAGCCUAAGCAGGAUUGGGUCCCAAGGCUGGAGUGUGCUGGGGCUGAGGGAGCUGGGGGGGCAGGAUGUGCCGGCAAACGAGCCCCACCCCUUGGACCUGUAGUUCCUGGUCCCCUCUGCAUGGGACUACAAUCUCCAGAUCCAGGCAGGUCCUCCUACAGCUGAAGCAAGCCUAGUGCACCCAAAGGACGGUGGACCCUCUGGGUAGGAAGAGCUUUGAAAAGUCACCUGGUCUUCAUGGGUUUGGUGGUGGGGUUCCCACCUCUAGCCUCGUUCCUUAGAGGCGCCCCCUGUAUGUACCACAGGACUAUCUGCAUAGCACUUUUGCAGGGGUUGGGGAUCAGUCUGUGCGGUGAGGGGACGAAGUAACGAGACGAGAUGUAAACCCUCGGGGUUUUCUUCGGGCAUUUUCCAUGUAAUUUACAACCCAAGAAUACGACUUUCUCUAAGCCUCUGGUUGCUGGAGUUACCAGAGUGGGGCAUGAAGAAAUGCUGCCGCCUUGUGGCCGUUUCUCAUAACAACAUCUUUAAAAGGGGGCUUAUGGGCACUUAACAUUCCCAAAGCCUGCGGGGCAGUAAAUGACCCCUGGUCUAAAGAAAUGUCCUGUUGUAGGUAACGGAAAAAGAAUUCAAAACAGGGCCGACUUUCAAGAAGCCAGUUUCAAGAGUUUAGCUUUACUCACACUGUUAAAAAAAAAAAAUCACAGGGAUAGAUAUUCAACAUCGCUAAUUAUUAGAGAAAUGCAAAUCAAAACUUGGACAAGGUAUUGUCUCGCACCAGUCAGAAUGGCCAUCAACAAACGUCCACAAAGCAUAAAUGCAGAAUAGGGUGUGGAGAAAACGGAAGCUGCCUACACGCUGCUGGUGGGAAUGGAAAUUUGUGACAGCCACUAUGGCGAACAAUCUGCAGCUUCUUUAAAAAACUAAAAAUAGAGCUACCAUACGAUCCUGCAAUCCCAGUCAUGGGCAUAAUCCCAGAGAACACCAUCAUUCGGAAAGACACAUGCACCCCAACCUUUAUUGCCACACUGUUUACAAUAGCCAAGACAUGGAAGCAACCAAAAUGUCCAUUGACAGAGGAAUUGAUAGAAAAGAUGUGAAUAUAUACGAUGGAAUAUUACUCAGCCAUAAAAAUUGAAAUAAUGCCAUUUGCAGCAACAAGGAUGGACCCAGAGAUGAUCAUACUAAAUGAAGUAAGUCAGACAGAUAACGACAAAUAUCAUAUGACAUCAUUUACAGGUGGAAUCUGAAAACUGAUACAAAUGUACCAAUUUACAAAACAGAAACAGAUUCUCAGAUUUAGAAAAGAAACUUAACAGUUACCGAAUGGGAAAAGUGGGGUGGAGGAGGUAUAACUUGGGAGGUUGUGAUUAACAUAUACACACUAAUAUAUAUAAAAGAGAUACCAACAAAGACCUACUCUGUAGCACAGGAAAUUCUACUCAACACCCUUUAAUAACCUAUAGGGGAACAGAAUCUGAAAAAGAAUAGAUCUGUGUCUACGUAUAACUGAAUCAGGUUGCUGGAUGUCUAAAACAAACACAAGAGUGUAAAUCAACUAUACCCCAAUAUAAAAUAAAAUUAAAUUCAACAAAGUUUGAAAAACUAAAUAUGACAAAUGAACUUACUAUGAAAGAACAAAAGACUCACAUACAUAGAGAAUAGACUUGCGGUUGCCUAGCGGGGUUGGGGGAGGGUUUGAUUGGGGGUUUCGGACCUGCAGAUGGAAACUAUACAUAUAGAAUGGAUAAACCAGAAGGUAGUAUUCUACAGCACAGGGAACUAUAUUCAAUAUCCUGUAAUAUCCCAUAACGGAAAAGAAUAUGAAAAAGAAUAUAUAUGUAUAACUGACUCACUUUGAUGUAUGUAAGAAAGUAACACAAUACUUCAAUUGUUAAAAAAAAAAAAAAAAAAGUU
Globicephala melas (long-finned pilot whale) is the source of this 23041-nucleotide messenger RNA. It is a transcript of the gene SACM1L, whose product is annotated as SAC1 like phosphatidylinositide phosphatase. Gene Ontology annotation, cellular component: endoplasmic reticulum. Gene Ontology annotation, biological process: phosphatidylinositol dephosphorylation. The record is from RefSeq and is a predicted model, not a curated record. Gene Ontology annotation, molecular function: phosphatidylinositol-4-phosphate phosphatase activity. NCBI's taxonomy places the organism in Eukaryota, Metazoa, Chordata, Mammalia, Artiodactyla, Delphinidae.